CCCCUCCCGACGGGGCCUCGUACGACGGCCGGCCCGCGCCGGGCCGAUGCCCGCCCCCCGUGCGCGAUGCUGCGGGGUCGAGCGGCCGGGCUGCCGGGCGCGCGGGGACUGCGGCGGGCCUCGCCUCGGAGGUGCGGUGUCGCGGCGGCGGACCAGGACCCGCAGGACUGCGCUGGAGCGUACGUGGUGAUCCACUCGGGCGCGAUCCUGAGGCAGGGCAGGGACGUGAGCUCCGCACAGACAGGCCAGCUGAGGUACGGCGAGGAGCUCACGGUGACAGACGUCUUCACCGACCGGGGGUGCGGGAAGGUCCGGGGCCUCGUCGACACCGCCGACGGGCUCCGCGGGUGGAUCACCCUGUACAGCCAGCGGGACGGGCACCGCUUCGCGCGCAGGGCGGAGCUCUACUGGCCCGACGCGGCCUCCGACGAUGCUCCAGGCUCGCCCGGGGCCGCUGGCGAGUCUGGGACCCCGGGCUCGCCGCCGCGGCCGCCGCGGAGGUCGCCCGACAGUGGCCGGGCCGCGCGGGCCCACGGGGCGCCCGCCGGCGAGGCCGAGCUGCACUCGGAGGUCGGGCCCCGCCACUGCCCGGCGGUGGCGCCGCAGCCGAAGGAGCAGCUGAUCUGCUCCGCGGCGCCUCCCGGGGGCAAGCCGGGGGCAGCCGUCGCGGACGCGCACGGCAUGCAGGAGCGUCGGCUGGCUGACGGCGUCUUCCUGAGGCAGGGUGCGCAGCCGAAGGGCUUCCUGUUCACGUACGAGGUCGUGAACAAGAAGCUCGGGAUCCUGCGCUUCACCUGCGACAUCAAGGGCUCCUCCAACAUGGUCUGGCAGCAGCGGUGGGACGGGCAGGACGGCAGCUCGUCGCAGGAGGUGACCGUCAAGGUGAACCCGGGGCACCAGGCGCUCCUGGGGACGGUCGGGUCCGCGCGCCCUGACCAGGGCAGCAGCUUGAAGCUCGGCUUCCGGUGGACGUUCGAGAACGUCAGCAGGGCCGAUGUGAGGGCCCAGACGGCGGAGCAGGACAAAGAGCGCCGGCGCGUCGCGGACAGGAUGGCCAAGGACGGCGUGGUGGCCUCGCGCGUGACGUCCGCGGAGGACGUGCGGAGGCGGUGCAGGCAGAUGGGCUCGAGCUGGGUCGACCCAGAGUUCUUCCCUGACGACCGCGCCCUGUUCAACGAUCCGGAGGACAAGAGCCAUCCCGCGGUGAUUUGGAAGCGCCCGAAGGAUUUCGUCGAGCCCGGGCAGAAGCCCGAGCUGUUCUCGGAUGGCGUCAGCCCGCUGGACAUCAAGCAGGGGGCGCUGGGCGAUUGCUGGUUCCUGGCGGCCUUGGCCGGGCUCGCGGAGUUCAAGGAGAGGGUCGAGCGCAUCUUCGGCGACCAGAGGUAUAAUGAGGAGGGUGUAUACGAGAUCCGCUGCUUCAAGAACGGCCUGCCAGUGACCAUAAUCGUAGAUGAUCUCUUCCCAUGCAGUCCGCUGACCGGCAAACCCUGCUACUCGCAUGCCGAUCACGAGCUCUGGGUUCCAGUGCUCGAGAAGGCCUGGGCCAAGCUCCAUGGCUCCUACGAGCAGAUCGAGGCAGGCCUCCCCUACCGGGCUCUCAUGGACAUGCUCGGCGCGGCCGGGAAGCACUUCUGCUUCAAGACUGGGGCCGAGGGGAUGAUCCCUGGCGGUACGUUUUUCCAGACGCUAUCCCAGUACGACGACAGAGGGUUCAUCAUGUGUGCAGGAACCCCGGGCGAGGACCACAUGACGAAGGCUGGCGGGGAGCGGCCCAAGGCGGGCCUCGUGCCCGGGCACGCCUACUCGCUCCUGGCGGUCAAGCAGGUCGGCAGCACGAGGCUCGUCUGCCUGCGCCUCGGAUCCAUGGGGCACGUUCGAGUGGGACGGUGA
Messenger RNA from Prorocentrum cordatum, 1890 nucleotides. The record is from the annotation of a GenBank genome assembly. Lineage: Eukaryota; Dinophyceae; Prorocentrales; Prorocentraceae.